CACUCAGAAAAUUGCAAAUGAAAUUUUAUCAAUACAACUAAACAUAAUUUUUACUGAUAGCGAUGAUUUGGAUGGGCGCUCCACUCGCAGACAUUGUUAUACAUAGAUAUGAAUAGGUAGAUACGACAAGUCCUUUUUAAGCUGCGAGCGUACGGCGACGUUAAGCGAGAAGGUUCACAGUCGUCAGCGCGAGCCUAUCCCGUUUAAUAUCUAUGGUUCCACUGCGUGAUAUCCUAAUAUCGCGAGAACAAUAUGCUACGUUCACGUAAACAUGUACUAGAGGAAAUUUCUUUUCAGCGCUUUUGUCAUCGUAUUUUUGUUACAGAUCGGACGUGUUUUUGAUAUGUUCUGUGUGUUCGAAUCCUCCGUUGUUGUAACCCACUCUGUCCUCUUUUUUGUCCAUCAGCUGUGUUUUUGUUGUUGGUGUUUUUUUCUCUUUUUAUAUGUGGUAAUACUUAUAUUUCCGCUAGCACUUGAAAGCAGCACGAGUCCGUUUUUGACACUUGGAGCCUGCUUCAAGCUAAACUCAGCAUGUCUGAGAAAGAGCUGGGGAAAAAGUGGGACCGAUGCCUGGCGGAUGGUGUCAUUAAGCUUGGCACGGGUCUCGGCUUGGGAAUUGUGUUUUCGGUUAUAUUCUUCAAACGGCACACUUGGCCCAUUACGCUGGGCUCGGGGAUGGGCCUUGGCAUGGCAUAUGCCAACUGUCAGAAUGACUUGAGGUUACAUUACCUGCUGCAUAAAAAGGUCCAGUAGUCUCAAGUCAUCAAAGGACUGUCUUGUCAUUAUUAUUAUUUUUGAAACAUCUUGAGUUUUUUGUUUUGUUUGGCUUCUGUGGGAGUCCCCAUUUGCACCGUCCUCCUAUUAGACACCCGUGUCGGCUUAUCGGAAGACCUCCCAGUGUGGCUCUGUAUUACAUAUGAUUGAUCGGGACGGUCUGUAUUUAUGUAAUAAAAUCAGUAUGAAAACAAGACAA
Messenger RNA from Phyllopteryx taeniolatus (common seadragon), 973 nucleotides. It is a transcript of the gene micos10, whose product is annotated as mitochondrial contact site and cristae organizing system subunit 10. Gene Ontology annotation, cellular component: MICOS complex; mitochondrial inner membrane; mitochondrion. The record is from RefSeq and is a predicted model, not a curated record. Lineage: Eukaryota; Metazoa; Chordata; Actinopteri; Syngnathiformes; Syngnathidae. The coding region runs from base 532 to 753 and encodes 73 amino acids. The transcript has 4 exons.